Messenger RNA from Suncus etruscus (white-toothed pygmy shrew), 3057 nucleotides. RefSeq names its product solute carrier family 5 member 7 (gene SLC5A7). The record is from RefSeq and is a predicted model, not a curated record. The transcript has 9 exons. Gene Ontology annotation, biological process: choline transport; acetylcholine biosynthetic process; transmembrane transport. NCBI's taxonomy places the organism in Eukaryota, Metazoa, Chordata, Mammalia, Eulipotyphla, Soricidae. Gene Ontology annotation, cellular component: axon; dendrite; perikaryon. Bases 124 to 1863 code for a protein of 579 amino acids. Gene Ontology annotation, molecular function: choline:sodium symporter activity.
UUCCCCCUCGGACCCUUACAGCUCGCCACAGUCCUGGGGCGGAGGUUCAGACCCAGCACGGACGCUCCCCAGAAGUCUUCAUGAAGUAGCCAGUUGUGACACCAAACGUCCCUCUAGAUAAACAUGGCGUUCCAUGUGGAAGGACUAAUAGCUAUCAUCGUUUUCUACCUUCUAAUCUUACUGGUUGGAAUAUGGGCUGCCUGGAGAACCAAAAACAGUGGCAGCGCGGAAGAACGCAGUGAAGCCAUAAUAGUUGGUGGCCGAGACAUUGGUCUGCUGGUGGGUGGAUUUACCAUGACAGCCACCUGGGUUGGAGGAGGUUACAUUAACGGGACAGCUGAAGCAGUGUAUGUUCCAGAAUAUGGUCUGGCUUGGGCUCAGGCACCAAUUGGGUACUCUCUGAGUUUGAUUUUAGGUGGUCUCUUCUUUGCAAAACCUAUGCGCUCCAAGGGAUAUGUGACUAUGUUAGACCCAUUUCAACAGAUCUAUGGAAAGCGCAUGGGCGGACUCCUAUUUAUUCCUGCGCUAAUGGGAGAGAUGUUCUGGGCAGCAGCCAUAUUUUCUGCUUUAGGCGCCACCAUCAGUGUAAUCAUCGACGUUGAUGUGCACGCCUCAGUCAUUGUCUCCGCACUCAUUGCCAUCUUGUACACCCUGGUGGGAGGUCUCUACUCAGUAGCCUACACUGAUGUUGUCCAGCUUUUUUGCAUAUUUAUAGGCCUGUGGAUUAGUGUCCCAUUUGCAAUGUCACAUCCUGCAGUUACUGACAUUGGGUACACUGCUGUGCACACCAAAUACCGGGAGCCUUGGCUGGGGACCAUUGAAUCCUAUGAAGUCUAUACUUGGCUUGAUAAUUUUCUGUUGUUGAUGCUGGGUGGAAUUCCAUGGCAGGCUUACUUUCAGCGGGUCUUGUCUUCAUCUUCAGCAACCUAUGCUCAAGUGCUAUCCUUCCUGGCAGCGUUUGGGUGCCUAGUAAUGGCUCUUCCAGCAAUACUCAUUGGAGCUAUUGGAGCAUCAACAGACUGGAACCAAACUACAUAUGGAUAUCCAGAUCCCAAGACUAAAGAAGAAGCAGACAUGAUUUUACCAAUUGUUCUUCAGUACCUGUGUCCUGUGUAUAUUUCUUUCUUCGGUCUUGGUGCAGUUUCUGCUGCUGUUAUGUCAUCAGCAGAUUCUUCUAUCUUGUCAGCAAGUUCGAUGUUUGCUCGGAAUAUCUACCAGCUUUCAUUCAGACAAAAUGCAUCAGACAAGGAAAUCGUUUGGGUUAUGCGAAUCACGGUACUUGUGUUUGGAGCUUCUGCAACAGCCAUGGCCUUGCUCACAAAGACAGUGUAUGGGCUCUGGUAUCUCAGCUCAGAUCUUGUCUACAUCAUCAUCUUUCCACAGCUACUUUCUGUGCUCUUCAUUAAGGGAACCAACACAUACGGAGCAGUGGCAGGUUAUAUUUCUGGUCUUUUCCUACGAAUAACUGGUGGAGAGCCAUAUCUACACCUUCAGCCCUUAAUCUUUUACCCUGGUUACUACUCUGAUAAGAAUGGUAUGUAUUAUCAGAGAUUCCCAUUUAAAACUCUCGCCAUGGUUACCUCAUUCCUAUUCAACAUUUGUAUUUCUUAUCUAGCCAAAUACUUAUUUGAAAGUGGAACCUUGCCACCCAAGUUAGAUGUAUUUGAUGCUGUUGUUGCAAGGCACAGUGAAGAAAACAUGGAUAAGACAAUUCUAGUCAAAAAUGAAAAUAUUAAAUUAGAUGAACUUGCACCUGUGAAACCUCGACAGAGCAUUACUCUCAGUUCAACUUUCACCAAUAAAGAGGCCUUCCUUGACAUCGAUUCCAGUCCAGAAGGCUCUGGAACUGAAGAUAAUCUAUAGUAAUUCCCAUCAAAAGAAUGCAACACAUUCACAAACAGAGCAUUAAUAAUAGCCAGCUAGUAUUGAAAGGAUGGUUUGCUUAAAAUAUAUAAAAUAUAUUUUCAAAAAUUCAAUAGAACAAAAAUCUAAAUGAAAGUGCAAUUUUGCAAAAGCAAAAAUAUUAGUAGACAUCAAUAAAAGUGUUUUUCUCUCAUUGAUAAAUUCUCAUUCUUAUUUGAUUUUGACUCCAUAGUUUUUUCAGCAGCCAAAAAUUAAUCAAAUCUCCAUCAAAAAGACUUAUAAGAUUAUUUAUCUUUAUUAUGUUAAAUGAAAUAUAUAUGAAAGAACCUAGGAAAUAAAUAGUCUUGCUUCAGAUAUUAUUCAAUGCCCUUAAGUAUUGCUUAAAUAUUUCACUAAAGCUAUUUGAAUAAUUUAUCUGUACUUUGAUUAAUGAUGUAAUAAAAUAACCACUUGAUCUUAUUGAUGUGAUGAUAAACAUUACUAUUAAUGUUCCAUAACAUUUACUAGAUUUUUUAUUUUAUUAUUAAUGUAUUAUUCUGAGCACAGGUGAAACAAAUACAAAAUAUAUUGUAUUGCAGUUUUUCUUUUAUGUGAAAUAUAAAAAAAGAACCCAUCUUUGUGAAGUUGUGCUGAAUUCCUUUGAAUAUGUCCAUAUCUGCCAUAAGCAUAAAAUUGAUACAGGCACCUAUGGGCAAAAAAAAAGAUGUUUAUUAGGAAAAUUUCAGCAAUAAAUCUAGAUAAUUAUUAAUCAGAAAGUGACAGGAAGAAUAAUUAAUUUGUGUAUUCAUAUGAUGUGGGUUUGUGUGUGUAUUUGUUUUGUUCUGUUUCAUUUUUUUUUUUUGUGGGCAAGGGCAUACCUCACCAUGCUCAAAGGACCACCUGUCUCAGGGGAUCAUAUAGCAUGCCAGGGAUAGAAUCUGAGUCAACUGCUUGCAAAACAAGUUCCUUACCCAUUGUACUAUUUCUCUUGCAUCUUCAAUAUGAAGUUUUUCCUUCAAAAAAUGUAAUGUUUUUUAUUUACUUAUAAAUUAGUAAAUGAAUUAAAUACAAACUAUUUGAGGUAGUUACAAAGUACCAGUGAAGGUUAAUAGGAGACAAACUGUCACCUUCUCUUGACAAUAAAACUAGAAAGACAAAAACUACUCAAUUUUGGAUAUUCUAGUAUAAAAAGAUUAUCUAGUAUCAAAAAAAAAU